GUUUUCGCAGUGGUGAGGUGCGAAUCGCGCGGGCGGACUACUGCAGCGCCAGCAGCGCUACCGUCGACCAUAGGCAGAUCAGAACGCUUAUUGGUGAGUGGGGCUGCCCUCACCGACUUUUGGCAGCUGCGAGGCCCGUGCAACACGAGUGUUACCCUUCGGUCCCCUCCAGGUCUGCUUACGUUCUGUGCUUACACCGCUCACCAUCAGCUCAGAGCGGCUGAGCACUCGAACCCUCGACCACCAAACACACCUCCGUGGCCAGCAUGGAGAACCACCAACACAUAGAUUUCGACGGCACCCUCUACGGCGUGGAGGGAGGCUUCGACCCGUCGUUCGACCCCAACCGCCAGACCUACACGCAGUACCAGACCUGGCCGCUGCCCACAUCGCCCGGCGCAAUGCCGCAACAACACCAGCAAUACCAGCAACAUGACGCAAACCAACAACACCAACACCAGCACCAGCAGCGUCGCAUCCAGUCUGCUACCGCGUCAAGCGCCCAUCACAACACCAUGCCCACCUCGACAGCCAUGGCGCCCCUGCAGACCGGCGGCCUCGGCUUCCCUGCCGCCAUGCAGCCCAUGAACCCGAUGCUUGCGACCUGGAUGAACAUCAACACCGACGGCUUCGCCCAGGAUCCUUACAUGGCCCCCGGCGCCAUGGGCAUGACUGCCAGCUUCGACUCGACCUUCGGCGGCCAGCUGCAGACCUCGCCCGUUGACUUCGGCAUCAACCCUGCCCACAUGAUGACGAUGCCCUUCAACAUGAUGACCACCACUACCAUGGAUAUGCCGCCUCUCAACGCGCCCUUCAGCAUGGGUGACUUCACCCAGGAGUUCAACCACAUCAACCCACAGGAGUUUGCCCACUCGAAUGUCAGCAUCGGCAGCGGGUCGCCGGGCGAGCAGUGGAUGGAGGUCCGCUCGCUGUCAAGUAGCGACGCUGGCUGGGUCGACGUCGGCGCACACAACCACCGUCACUCGUACGACUUCUCUGACUCGUCAGCCAUCGUCUUCAACCCUGCGCAGUCGCUCCACAUCCGCACCUCCUCGGACUCGACAAAUUCGAAUCAAUCAGAUGUACCGCGUUCCGCCGGCUCGCUAGGCAGCUUCGAGGAGAUCAACUUCCCCAUGAACUCGCCUGGAUCGGAGAACAACCUGUCAUUAGUCCACUCGCAUGCCCACUCGGACGACUGCAACCAUGGUCACGGUCUGUCGCUUGACCACGGUUACGACAACUACAUCUCCCCGAACCAAUCUGUCAGCCCGCCCAUGACACGGAUCGAACCCGUCGUUAUCAAGCAGUCGGCUAGCAGCUCAGCCUCACCAUCCUCCUCGGUCGUUAGCUCACCACCAGUCGUCCGCCGGAGAAAGUCACCCGCUGGACCCAUCAACGCCGGCGCAAAGCCCACCAAGACCAUCGUCAAGAAAACCCCUGCUCACACCACCAAGAAGGACACCACGGGCGAAAAGCGUGUCGGCCGAAGACGCGGCCCUCUCAGGCCAGAUCAGCGUCAACAGGCCCACGAGAUCCGCAAGCUCCGUGCUUGCUUGAGGUGCAAAUUCCUCAAGAAGACCUGUGACAAGGGCGAUCCGUGCGCUGGGUGCCAGCCAUCUCACGCACGUCUCUGGCAGGUACCAUGCACGCGCAUUGACAUCAAGGACAUUGCUUUCUUCAUGAAGGAUUGGAAGGCUGAUUAUGAACGUCAUGUCAGUCUUGGCUUCUCUAUUGGCAACAUCAAGGGCUUCUCACCGCAUGAACGUCCCAUUUACGUCACCCACGGCUAUGGCCACUACCUGCCCAUUAUGGCCCGUGAGGUCUACGUUCGUGACGAGAAGUGCUUCGGUGUCGACUGGCACGAGACUCUCAGCGGCUCGCAUUUCGAGAUCAACACUGCUAAGCUUUCCGCUGGUAUGGAGGGUGUCUCGCGCAGCAUGCUGAGCGACUAUCUUGACCGUCACAUUGACGGCGGCUUCGAGAACUUCGUCGACGAGUACUUUGAGGGCACAUACUUCGUCACUGAGCUGCUGAAGACUGCCUACCGCUUCUACACUCGUGAGAAGCUCCCUGUGAUCCGUAAGGCUCUCAAGCUUGUUAUCGCUUACAACCUGACUCUUCACGUCACCAUGGUUGAGGGCCUUGGCGAUGAGGAGACACCUGGCAAGGUUGAGGACACAUCAUCAAAGUUCUGCGGGACCACUAUCGCGCCCGUGAUGAUCAACUUCCAGGUCAAGUGCGCUCUUGCCGACAUGUGGCGUGAGCUGCAGAAGGAAGUUCUUGAGGAGCUCUCUUCGCUGUAUCAGUCUGUGUACAGUGGUGACAAGCUCAAGAACUGGCCUACCAUCUUCAUGUUGGCCGCCAUCCUUCUUGCAGUUUGGGAGUUGAUUCAGUUCGACUGCAGCUACCGUGUCCCUGAUCAGGCAGCUGUCAACAAGUUCUGCUCCGACAUGGAGGGCACACCUGUUGGUGUCAUUGUUGGCCUGUUCUCGGCCAUCUCUCAGAAGCUACCGUCGUUCCAGGAAUGGGACACCAGGAAGCACCACCACCUGCUCAACAGCAACCCAGCGGUGUGUGAUGCUAUGACUGAUGUCCGUGCACAUGUUACCAAAUACGACUCCUAUCUGCGCUCGAGAACCGACUGCAAGUUCGAUCGCGAGGACUUCGACUCCCUGUCAAACAAGUUCUUGUCCAAGCUCGUGAUUCGCGCGAACUAAACCUACUUCUAUUUACAAGCUGCAUAUCUUCAAAUCGCCUAUCAUCAACGAGACCUAUCAUCGAGACCCCGCAGCUUACUCCCACGACAUCCUA
This is a messenger RNA of Boeremia exigua, 2811 nucleotides long. RefSeq lists its product as uncharacterized. The transcript is spliced from 2 exons. Bases 267 to 2717 code for a protein of 816 amino acids. Gene Ontology annotation, biological process: regulation of DNA-templated transcription. Lineage: Eukaryota; Fungi; Ascomycota; Dothideomycetes; Pleosporales; Didymellaceae. The record is from RefSeq and is a predicted model, not a curated record. Gene Ontology annotation, molecular function: DNA-binding transcription factor activity, RNA polymerase II-specific; zinc ion binding.